Messenger RNA from Poecilia latipinna (sailfin molly), 1797 nucleotides. RefSeq names its product GTPase IMAP family member 4-like. NCBI's taxonomy places the organism in Eukaryota, Metazoa, Chordata, Actinopteri, Cyprinodontiformes, Poeciliidae. Gene Ontology annotation, molecular function: GTP binding. The transcript has 2 exons. Bases 288 to 1160 code for a protein of 290 amino acids. The record is from RefSeq and is a predicted model, not a curated record.
UGAAAUGAUGAAAACCUCAUUAUAAACUAAUUUUGCUAAAUUAAAUAUAACUUUCUAUCAUAUGAGCUGGUCUAUCUGUGUUUGUUGAAACUUUUAGCUGUCACAUUCCUUCAACACAUUCCACUUAAAGCGUCCUCUCUGGUUCUGACUGUGACUGCAGACGGAUUCAGAGAGAGGAGUUUGGAGUCAGACUAUAAAACAGCAGGAAUUAAAAAGUAAAAUUAUUCACGACCAAGUCAUCAACAGCAAAACAUCACAAAUCAACCACCUGCAAGAGAACAGAGGAAAUGGCCAACAACAGCUACGCCCGACUUGCUGGACAGGAUGCAGACCUCAGGAUCGUUCUUCUGGGAAAAACUGGAGUCGGAAAAAGUGCAGCAGGAAACACCAUGUUAGGGAGAAAAUUGUUUCAGUCUAAACUCUCUCUUUCCUCUGUGACAACAACCUGUCAGAAGAAAACUAAAAGCUUUGGUGGCUUAAAUCUGGCUGUUAUUGACACUCCAGGUCUGUUUGAGACAGGUAAAGGUAAUGAAGAGGUUGAUGAAGAGAUCACUAGAUGCAUCAGCAUGGCGGCUCCUGGUCCUCAUGUGUUCCUGAUUGUUCUCCAACCGACCAGAUUCACUGAAGAAGAUGAAAAAAUAGUGGAAAUAAUUAAGAAAAUGUUUGGAGAAGAAGCAGCCAGAUUCACCAUGGUCCUGUUUACCCAUGGAGACGAGCUGAGAGAGGAAAACAUGACGAUGGAAAAUCUGUUAGAAACAUCCCAGCCUCUAAAACAGAUCAUCAGUCAGUGCUCCAUCUUCCAGGAUUUUGAAGAUAAAUAUCAUGUCUUUGACAACACAGUUGAGGAUCCUGGUCAAGUCAGGGGAUUGGUGCAGAAGAUCAACAGGAUGGUUCAACGAAAUGGAGAAAAUGGAGGAAGUUUCUACACCAAUGAGAUGUUCAGGGAGGCGCAAAGAGCCAAGGAAGAAGAAGCAGAACGACUGCGCAGAGAAAAUCCUGGUAAUAAUCCUGGAGAUGCAGGAAGGCAGGCAGAGAGAAACAACUCAUUGAUCCAGGGUGCUUGGUUGGGUGCUUCAGCAACGUUUGGUGGAGUGGCUGUUGGAGCUAUUGGUGGAGUUGUUGUUGGGCAGAUCCUGAGGCUUUGGUUGGAGCUGCAGUAGCAGUGAAAGAGAAAACCAGCAUUACACAUCAUGUGUCUGAUGUUUUGGCUGCAGCUUAUUAAAUCAUGAUUAAAAUGUUAGCUGUGUUUAGGGCAACAUGCUGAAUCCCACAUUAACAUCCUGAAUAUCAGAGCAUAAAUGUGUGAAUGUCUGAAGAUGACUUACAACAUAUUAUCUUGUACAGCCGACUCAAAAUUUAUAUAUUUAGCUUCGAAAUAAAGCCACUAAAAGAGCUACAACAGCCUCAACUCUUUAUUUCCUCCUUAAUUUAUAAAAUAUUUAUGUAGCAUUGAUUCUAUAUUUUGUUUCUGUAUAAACUUAUCUGGGUUCUGAUGAAGAUUUAUUCUGAGUUUCUGACCUCUGCACUACAUUCAUCCUGAGGAUGAGGGACGGAUGAAAACUAAAACUUUCUUCCUUUGAAUGACAUUUUUACCAGUCGCUGUGAAAUGAACUGAAUUUAACUGUAAUGUAAUUUAUUUGAAUUAUAUUAUAAAAUGAGUUUGACUCAACUGGAUUUUAUAAUCACAUGAUUGAUUGCAUACUCUGUCAUAUAAUUCAUUCAGAUUUGUGUAUAAACAAGUUUAUUAAUAUUUUAUCCAUGUUUUAACACGUUAAUAAAUAGAGAGCUUAAAAUACA